AGUGCAAGGAAGUAACGAACAUUAAGUAUAAAGUUCGUGGACCUAUGGAAGUUCAUCUUGUUGGCAAUUCUGAUUUAAAGUUAGAUAUUUCACAAUCAGUAUCGUAUUUAAAAGAGAAAGAAUAUCAAGUUGAAAUUUAUCAUGUCCACCAACGAUCUACUAAGGGCAUUGUUUUUGCACACCCUGAGCAACUUGAGAAACUUGAGAAUCAUGGAUGGUUGACUCUAAUUGAUUCCACCCAUAAAACAAAUAGAUAUGAUUGGCGUCUAUUUACACUGUACGUUCACGACACUUACGGAUGCUGGAAUAUAGGUGCGCACUUUUUUGUGAGCAGUGAGGAUAGUGACACUGUUGCAGAAGCUUUAUAAAAAUUUGCAGCUAUUGCCGUUGGACUUUCCGCUACAUCCUAUCUGAUCAAAG
Rhizophagus irregularis DAOM 181602=DAOM 197198 is the source of this 420-nucleotide messenger RNA. The record is from RefSeq and is a predicted model, not a curated record. Lineage: Eukaryota; Fungi; Glomeromycota; Glomeromycetes; Glomerales; Glomeraceae.